Messenger RNA from Arvicanthis niloticus (Nile rat), 414 nucleotides. Its product is annotated as putative mitochondrial import inner membrane translocase subunit Tim8 A-B. NCBI's taxonomy places the organism in Eukaryota, Metazoa, Chordata, Mammalia, Rodentia, Muridae. The record is from RefSeq and is a predicted model, not a curated record.
AUGGAGUCCUCUUGGUCUUCCUCGGGAGGCGGCCUGGGAUCUACAGACCCACAGCUGCAGCGUUUCAUGGAGAUGGAGGUGCAGAAGCAGCGGGUGCAGCUGCUCAUCCACCACAUGACGGAGCUCUGCUGGGAGAAGUGCAUGGACAAGCCGGGGCCCAAGCUGGAUGGCCGGGCCGAGCUCUGCUUGGUGAACUGCGUCGAGCGCUUCAUCGAUACGAGCCAGUUCAUCUUGAAUCGACUGGAGCAGACCCAGAAGGCCAGACCAUUGUUCGCAGAAAGCCUUUCCGACUGAGCUCAGCGUUUCUCUCCUUGGAAGAGGAAGGACUUCGGAUGCCAUCUAUUUGGAGACUGAUGAGGAAAUCCUGAAAUAGUCUGUGCCUGCAGGAAGUAAGCAACUCAUAUGGAGAGGCUG